AACUAAAAACAUUGCCAAAAUACAGGAAAUGAGUUUGGAGAACGUCCGCCAUGUUUUUGUAUAUUGAAAGUGAUGACAGAUAAGUUUUCACACAGUUAUACUGCUGAUCCGUCCCAUCAUUAGAGAAGAUGGCCAGUUCAGAUGCAAGGGUAAAUGAAAUUGUGAAAUGUGCUUUAUGUUGGGAGAGUUUCACGGAUCCCAGACAAUUGCAGUGUGGACACGUAUUCUGUUUUGAAUGUAUCGACAGAGAUUACAGAACAAUUGGUAAGAAUUGUGCCCCGUGUCCAAUAUGUAGAACAGAAUAUCGGCCACCAGGUCUGAACGCCAGAAACCUACCUAGAUCAAUCCCGCUUCAGCAAAUUGUGGACUUACAGUGUGACACUGAUCCAGUCUGUGAAGUGACAGAAUGUACACAGCGUAGGGCUCCAUAUCUGUGCUUGAAAUGUCGACUUUGGAUCUGUGAUACUUGUAAGUCACAGACAUGUAGUGUUGAAGAAAGUGGUGAAAUCUCACACAAUGCGUACGUACAAAAAGACAUAAAUCCCAUUUUGUUUGAUAUUGUGAAGAGAAGCCGACAUAAUUUUUGCCGCGAGCAUCAGACAUUACCUGUAGAAUGGUAUUGUCCUCAGUGUAAGAAGUUAGUCUGUAAAUUGUGUAAAUUAAACAGUCACCUUCAUCAUAAGUUGAGAGACCUCGAGGACUUUUCACAAGAAACACGUGUGAAUAUAGAACGAACGUCUGCAUUACUACAGAAAAAACAACAGAAACAUAAGAAAGACCUUCAACUGUACACAAACUUAGAAACUGUUGUCAAAGUCGAACUGUUUAGUACCAGCGAUUGUCAGCGAUUGAUGUAUAUGUGUUCGCGUGAUAUUCAAAACUGUGACGAAUUGGUGAAUGUGUUGUCACAGCUGUUGAAGUUUGGAUCUGAUGUCGUUGUCAUUGACACCUUCCGUAACCUAGAACAAAGGAUAGAGACGGAGCUGGAGCAAUGCCAUUCCCUUCAGCCACUGUUGACUAAUCUGUACAGCGGGACGGAUCAUCAGAAUGACUCUGCCACCGAAUCUUGGGUUGGAACGUGUAAACCCAAUUUGAGGCCACAUCUGGCGUCAGAUUCAGGUAUAGACGAUCUAUCUCUGAGCGAUGAAAGUGCAGAUGUGAGAAUUCCAUCUGAAAAACAUGCUUGCGAAAUUGUCAGAUGUGACAACACAACAAAAGCCACCCUUCUGUGCUUAAAGUGUUGGAAAUGGACAUGUGACCAAUGCCUAAAAGGGCGUUGUGGCAAUAAUGAUUCCGACUCCAAGCACGAGGCCAUGUCCGUAGACGUAGAUAACAGUGUUAGACAAUUGUAUGACAUCAUAAUGAGAAAUAGAAACCACAAAUGUACUUCACAUCCGGCCCAAGAAAUCACAGUUUUCUGCACAUGUUGCAACGCUCCUUUGUGUACUACUUGUCGGGUGAUGGGACACUUGGACCACGUUACGGUUGGUAUCUCAGACAGAUAUCGUGUAUGUUGUACAAAGUUAGAAUCGUGCAAAGAAGAUCUACUGAACCAAGUACGAAAAUAUGAGAAAAUAAAACAUGUUUUUUUUGAAAUCCAACAGUCACCAUGUGCAGACGUACUAAAUCCGGAAUAUUGUCAAAGCGUUACAGGUAGGUGUGAGUCGGGAAUAGACAGAUGUAAGGAUUUGAUCAAACUGUUUAGAUUGUUAAGUCAUUACGGCAGUGCUCCCGUCGUAGUUGAUAUGUAUCCGGGACUAGUAAGACAGGUAGAGGAAGAACUCCAGAUCAGUCCAUCACAGCUGGCCACGCCACUACGUCAACUGACUUCCUUUAUCACUGAUACUUUGGAUCAGGUGAACAGCUGUGUUGUAGAUACAGCGACAUCUGGUGGUGAUGUGGAGAUGCAGACACCAGGCGACGAUGCUGGGGCGCCGCCGCGAGAGGUUGAAAGCAACACCACUGAUACGAUGGUAUAUCAUCGAGAGAGAAACACAUCGACUUCCCCAAGUCGGACUUCAGUUCGCCAUCGUGUGGUUACAUCUGUGCGGAAUGCUGCGAGUGAAAUGUCCAACAAUCCGAACGCGAGUGAGGAAAGUAACGCUAGAGGGCAUGUCGGAUAUGUAGCCUGGAUUUGGGAACAGAUCAAAGCGAUGUGUCGUUGUGUGUCACGAUAUUUAUCAGGCUCUUGAAAAUACAGUCUAACCUGUAUUAAACGGCCACUACUGGGAAAUUAUGAAAGUGGCCUUUAUAGAGAGAUGGCCUCUUAAGUGAGGUUCUUUAUUUUUGAACCCAAGUUGCGGCAAUUUGCAAAUU
Messenger RNA from Ylistrum balloti, 2316 nucleotides. RefSeq lists its product as uncharacterized. Gene Ontology annotation, cellular component: chromatin; nucleoplasm. Gene Ontology annotation, molecular function: ubiquitin-protein transferase activity; zinc ion binding. Gene Ontology annotation, biological process: positive regulation of DNA-templated transcription. The coding region runs from base 129 to 2192 and encodes 687 amino acids. The record is from RefSeq and is a predicted model, not a curated record. The transcript is spliced from 2 exons. Lineage: Eukaryota; Metazoa; Mollusca; Bivalvia; Pectinida; Pectinidae.